Molecule: messenger RNA, 225 nt
Organism: Monoraphidium neglectum
Lineage: Eukaryota; Viridiplantae; Chlorophyta; Chlorophyceae; Sphaeropleales; Selenastraceae
Exons: 1
Source: RefSeq, a predicted model, not a curated record
CCAGGCCAUCUCCACCAAGAGCAGCACAGCACUACGGCACAGCAGCAGCAGCAGCAGCAGCAGCAGCAGCAGCAGCAGCAGCAGCAGCAGCAGCAGCAGCAGCAGCAGCAGCAGCAGCAGCAGCAGCAGCAGCAGCAGCAGCGGUUGUCAUCAGCAGCACGCCCACCUCUGCAGGGCCUCGUACUCCGCCACCGCCGCCCGCAUGCGCUCCUCCGCCUCCGAUAG